Talaromyces rugulosus is the source of this 1185-nucleotide messenger RNA. RefSeq lists its product as uncharacterized. The record is from RefSeq and is a predicted model, not a curated record. The transcript has a single exon. NCBI's taxonomy places the organism in Eukaryota, Fungi, Ascomycota, Eurotiomycetes, Eurotiales, Trichocomaceae. The coding region runs from base 1 to 1185 and encodes 394 amino acids.
AUGAGCGACUUGGAUCCGUCACAGCCGGCACCCAGGUUGGCAUCUGCCGGCAUGGUCGACGAGUGGUCACAUCUGCUCCCCGGUCCGGAUCGCAGUGCAUUCGUCGCGGCAUACACAGAAGCAGAAGCAGACGUUGGGCGCCUAAAGGCUGUACUCAGUCGCUAUUUCUCAACGUGGAAAACAAGCCUGAUGGCCGACGAUCUGAGCAGGCUACAAAUGCUGGGCACAUAUGUGCAGAUACGAGACUAUGUCAAAGUCAUCUGGAUUGAGGAUGACUCUGACGAAUUCGGGGAAACGUCACCUUCGGAAUCCUCCGCCAUCUGGCCGCGGCAUGAAAACGGACAGGUUGUAGCCGAGGCGCUGGGGGUAGAACUCCUCAAGUCUAUGCUUGCAGCCCAGCAGCUUUGUCCUGUUAGGCUCGAAAUCAGAGAUAAGCACACCGUAAGCGCGCGUUCAGAUCCGGAGAAGGCGGUAAUCCUCGCGCGUGACAUCUUGCAUGGUGCUGACCUGGCCGUAACCGACUUCGUUUUGCGAAAACAAUCACCAAAGACAACCAUCAUCGUUGUUGAGCUGUCAGCUGAACAUCAGGGCCAGGACACCGGGUAUUCCAUCCUGCGAAAAGCAGAGUUAUGCCUUAGUCAGAACCUAUACUCGUUUUUAGCCGAGGAUGUCCUCCUCCAUGCACCAGCGCUUAAAGAGCUCUCACUCUCUUUCUCGCAGCCUCGUCACAUGGCGCAUACUCCUCCCUUUAUCCUUCACAAUGCGACCUUGCCAGCACUGGAGAGGCUAGAGAUCUCCAUGGCCAGGCUUUCCGCCCCAACUAUCAUGGCGAUCCUGAGCAAGUCGAAACAGAGCCUGACGGGUAUCAAGUUUCGCCUAACCACGCUUGUCAAUAAUUCAACUUGGGCGGAGCUGCUGAACCGCAUUUGCAACGAAUUCCCUAAUUUGACUUGGUUUGAGCUUAUUCAUCUCUCAGAAGGGCCUAAUAGACAGUUUAGGAUCACCUUCCUUGGUCUCGAAAAGGAUUCGGUGGUCGGAGAGCCUUACAAGAACGGGCUGAAGCUGCAGCUGAAAGCCCCUGUGGGGGGUAACAAACGCAUCCCUUGGGUUGAGUAUGGGGGACCCGAUGCGAAUCAUGUGCUUAGGAUCGUUGCAAAAUACGCCGUGGCUGCACCAGUCCCCUAG